Messenger RNA from Anneissia japonica, 511 nucleotides. Its product is annotated as major vault protein alpha-like. The record is from RefSeq and is a predicted model, not a curated record. Gene Ontology annotation, cellular component: nucleus; cytoplasm. NCBI's taxonomy places the organism in Eukaryota, Metazoa, Echinodermata, Crinoidea, Comatulida, Comatulidae. The transcript has 4 exons. Bases 32 to 511 code for a protein of 159 amino acids.
AGAAUGAUAAAAAAAACAAAACAUAAAUUUAAUGUCAGCCUAUGUUUAUGUUGUGCGAGAAAUAAACAAUUACACUUCACAGGAAAUGGAGAGAUUUCGAGGCGGUUCUGCCUCCAUUAAUGGCCAGAUAAUAGGAAUUGGUCCUACUGAAUUUGUGCAUAUCCUUAAUUUGUCAACCAAUAUUACUUUUCUUGAGACUGGGCCUCAGCGUCUGAUCCUGCAAUCAAAUGAGAAGCUAGUGGCCGGACCUCUGUCUUGCAUAAUUGUUCCUCCUGCUUACUAUUGCACUGUUAAAAAUCCAAUCAAAAAUUUGGAAGAAGGAAAACAGUGUGAACUGGAACAUGGACACUUUGAUGUACGAUUCCAUCAGGUCGUGACUAUUCAAAAGCGGUACGCCCUCUCCCAGUUGUUAAGUGUAAUCAAGCCAUUAGGCUCCAAGUCCUCCUGGAUCAUCAGGACGGGGAUGUUCAGCAUAAGGCUGGUGAUUGCUUUCAACUUAAUGGUCCAUUGA